This is a messenger RNA of Coffea eugenioides, 2754 nucleotides long. RefSeq names its product probable alpha-mannosidase At5g13980. Gene Ontology annotation, biological process: mannose metabolic process. Gene Ontology annotation, molecular function: alpha-mannosidase activity; carbohydrate binding. Lineage: Eukaryota; Viridiplantae; Streptophyta; Magnoliopsida; Gentianales; Rubiaceae. The transcript has 26 exons. The record is from RefSeq and is a predicted model, not a curated record. The coding region runs from base 98 to 2383 and encodes 761 amino acids.
AGCACAGAUAUUUGCUGGUGCAUUCCCAGAGAAUUAUGAACCCCCAAGUGGUUUUUACUUUGAAGUAAAUGAUGAUUCUGAUAUCGUGCAGGAUGAUAUGAAUUUGUUUGAUUACAAUGUUCAAGAUCGUGUGAAUGAUUUUGUUGCUGCUGCUUUUUCACAGGCUAAUAUUACUCGAACAAAUCAUGUCAUGUGGACCAUGGGAACAGAUUUCAAGUAUCAGUAUGCUCGGACAUGGUUUCGGAACAUGGACAAGCUCAUUCAUUAUGUCAAUGAAGAUGGCCGCGUCAAUGCAUUAUAUUCAACACCAUCAAUUUAUACUGAGGCAAAAUAUGCUUCUAAAGAGUCCUGGCCUCUUAAAACUGAUGAUUAUUUCCCAUAUGCAGACCGCAUUAAUGCUUAUUGGACUGGAUAUUUUACCAGCAGACCUGCAAUUAAACGCUAUGUUAGAAUCUUGAGUGGGUACUAUUUGGCAGCUAGGCAACUCGAAUUUUUCAAAGGAAGAAAUGAAGCUGGACCAAGCACUGACUCAUUGGGUGAUGCAUUAGGGAUUGCUCAACAUCAUGAUGCUGUCACUGGAACAGAACAGCAACAUGUGGCAAAUGACUAUGCCAAACGUCUAUCAAUAGGUUACAAGGAGGCUGAAGAUGUGAUUUCUACUUCACUCGCUUAUAUAGCACAAUCAUCAUCAGAGUCUGGACUUAAAUUACAACAGUGCCCACUUCUGAACAUAAGUUAUUGUCCUCCAUCUGAAGUUAAUUUAUCUCCUGGGAAAAAAUUAGUGGUCGUGAUCUAUAACUCCUUGGGGUGGAAAAGAUCCGAGAUUGUGAAAAUUCCUGUUGUCAGCGCGAAUGUCAUUGUUCAAGAUUCCACUGGAAAAGAAAUCGAAUCACAGAUCCUUCCUGUAGUUGAUGCUGCAAUGGCCCUACGGGAAUUUUAUGCAACUGCAAAUGUUGGAAAAUCCCCUGUAGGAGGCCCCCUAUAUUGGCUUGCUUUCAAAGUGGUGGUUCCUCCUCUAGGUUUUAGCACAUACACUGUCACUAGUGGUAAAAGAGCAGCUACUACUUCAGUAAGGGAGAAGUUCUACAGAUCUGAUGGGAAUCAAAAUGAUGCUAUUGAAGUAGGGCCUGGGAAUUUGAAGCUUGUAUACUCUGGAAGUGACGGAAAACUGACUGGAUAUAUUAAUGGCAAAAACAUGGUCAAGUCCUCUCUAGAGCAAUCUUAUAGUUAUUAUGUUGGAGAUGAUGGUACUAAGGAUGUUGCACCUGUGGUGCCUCAGGCUUCUGGAGCAUAUGUUUUCCGGCCUAACUCCACAUUUCCCAUCCAGUCUCAAGAAAAGAUACCAAUUACAGUUCUUAGGGGACCGCUCUUUGAUGAAGUUCAUCAGAGUGUAACUUCGUGGAUAUAUCAGAUUACACGAGUCUACAAGGAAAAGCAGCAUGCUGAGGUUGAGUUCAUUGUUGGCCCCAUACCCAUUAAUGAUGGACUUGGCAAAGAGGUAGUAACACAACUUACCACCACCAUCAAGAACAAUAAAACAUUCUAUACAGAUUCUAAUGGUCGAGAUUUCCUUGAACGGAUUCGGGACUACAGAUCUGACUGGAACCUUCAAGUGAACCAGCCUGUGGCAGGAAACUAUUACCCAAUCAAUCUUGGAAUUUAUAUGAAAGAUAAGGACACCGAGUUCUCAAUCUUGGUUGAUAGAUCUGUUGGAGGAUCUAGCAUUUUUGAUGGGCAAUUGGAACUGAUGCUUCACAGGAGACUGCUUGUUGAUGAUAGUAGAGGCGUUGCAGAGGCAUUAAAUGAAACAGUCUGUAUUCCUAGUGCAUGCAAAGGGCUAACCGUUCAAGGCAAGUUAUAUUUUAGGAUUGAUCCACUUGGGGAGGGAGCUAAGUGGCGUCGAUCAUUUGGACAGGAGAUAUACUCUCCACUUCUUCUAGCCUUCAGCGAGCAGGACGGAGAUGAGAUGACCAAUUUUAAAGUUCCAACCUUUACAGGAAUUGAUCCUUCCUAUAGUUUACCUGAUAAUGUGGCAUUGAUAACUCUCCAGGAGCUUGCAAAUGGAGAAGUUUUAAUUCGCUUGGCUCAUUUAUACGAGGUUGGAGAAGACAAGGACCUAUCAGUACCAGCAAGGGUGGAGUUGAAAAAGUUAUUUCCCAAUAAACAGAUUAUUCAAAUUACAGAAACAAGCUUAUCUGCUAACCAGAAGAGGGAAGACAUGGAAAAGAAAAGACUAGUUUGGUCAGCAGAAGGUUCAACUCAUAAAUCCCAAAGGGUUUCAAGAGGGGGACCUGUUGAUCCCAUUAAGUUGGUGGUCGAGCUAGCUCCAAUGGAAAUCCGCACCUUCUUGAUCAACUUCAGCAAAAAGUUGUCAACUCUGUGAACUGCAGAAAGGUACAAAAAAGCAUGAUGACCAGAGUGUAUUCUAGUGUUUUGCUUCAGUAAAGACUGUUAUGGGAAUAAGCGGCAACCCAAGACUCUCUUGAAGUUUUGCUGGAAUCAGUCAGCAAUAAUGAAGCGAAGAGGCAGGCAAAUUGUGCUGCUGCUUUCUUUUUGGGUCUUUUGGCCUUCUUUUGUGAAGUUGUCAUCAGAAUAAUAGCGCAUUAGGAAUAAUUUAGGUCCCAUGUUUAAGAUGUACUAUAUGCAGAAAUCGGCUGAUAUAGAUUUGCACCAUGUUUUAAUUUAUGAAUUAUUAUGCGAUAAUUGUCUGAACCGUUUGGCUAAUUAUAAUCAGUAAGGCAAAGUUUUCAUCAA